UGAAAAGGAAGUUUAUAAAUAAAGUGUACGGUGAUAUGGGUGAAGGGAGAUAACUCCACUUCUGCACAAGAUGGCGAACAGUGUUUAUGGUUGAGUUUGUUUGUAAACAUGGAGAACUGAUUACUUCUACAGGUGUGAUAGUCCGCACAGGUGCGGAUCACAGUUUUAUUGAGUCAAUGACUGAAGUGAAGAACAAAGAUGAGAAGGGGAGCAUGCCGCCGGAAGUGGUGGACUACAGGUCAGGGCGAAGGAAGGCGGUGAUCACGAUAGGUGUGCUACUGACCUGGGUGUGUUUUGUCCUGGCUGUUGUCAAGCGCAGUGUUGCAGCUUCCUUGUCGAGCGAGAGCCUGUCUGUGGAGUACGUCACGCCGCUGUUGUUUAUCCUCCUCGUCUCCGUCGUCUUUCUCGUCAUCGCCUGUCUCCCCAGCACCCUCAAAGGGGAGGAGGAGGAGGAGGAGGGGGAGGAACACGUUGCUCUCGCCUAAGAUAUUGACAACGUUAUGAACAUGGUCAAACACGCGGACACCGGAAUCAUAUGACGUCCGUUGAUGCCGACUUUGAGUGCUCUGGUGCCAUGUCCAUAAUGGGCCCUUACUUUACUUCCUGGUGACUCCUGAAGCCUUAUUGUCGGGAAUUAUAGACUAUAGUUAGUUCCUAUACUUGUUUUACAUAACAGCUGGACAUAGGCUUGAUCUGAAACUGUCUGGGUGGAUGGAACAAGUGGAGACAAACAUGUAACACUAAUUUCCCAUAUUUUUUCCAUUUGGGAUUCAACAUUUGUUGGUUUGUUGUUUAACGCCGCACUCAGCAAUAUUCCAGCUGUAUGACGGCGGUCUGUAAAUAAUCGAAUCUGGACCAGACAAUCCAGCGAUUGGCAUCAUGAGCAUCGGUCUACGCAAUUGGGAUACGAUGACAUGUAUCAAGUCAGCGAGCCUGACCACGCGAUCCCGUUUGUCGCCUUCUACGACAUGCAUAGUCGCCUUUUACGGCAAGCGUGGGUUGCUGAAGAAUAUUCUACCCCGGAUCUUCACGGGUCUGGGAUUCUAAAAAUAGGUGAGCAUUAGGAGUCAGGCACCUUGGUUAAUCGGACAAUAAGCUCUGAUACAUGUUACACAAGUCAUACUGAGGGUUGCAUAUUUUACGAGUAUACAUGACUACGGCUCCUUUUCAAAAUAAAUGGAGUUGUUUGUUUCUAUCAAACAUAUUUUUUCAGAGUCUUAAUCUUAGUCUAAUGACAAAUGUGCAUGUGUAAUCAAGAUGGUGUUGAGGGAGCGACUGACGGCUCUUCUGCGGAUGUUGUAGUUAUGGCCCCUUCCACAAAGCGAUCUAUGUUAAAACAUAGGGGUGGGGGUGAUGGGUUAGCCUAGCGUUCGCUCGUCACACCGAAGACCCAGGUUCGAUUCCCCAAAGGGAUACAUUGUCUGAAGCCCAUUUCUGGUGUCCUCCGCCGUGAUAUUGCUGGAAUAUUGCUAAAAGCGUAAAACAGUACUCACUCACUCGGAUUGAGCAAUCCAUUAUUAGCCAGUGGUGUUUUUCACGAGCGUUUUGACAUGGUGCCAGGGUGAAGGUUACUGUAUAUACAACGAACAACAAUUCAUUGCUAUAAAACCAUUGGGAAUAUAUUUGUAUAUUUUGUUUUUUACGAGCAACGGGACGUCCAUUAUGCAUAAUGCUAUAUGUCAUAUUACUAUGUGUGUGGUUGGUAAUAUUUGUUUACUAACGACGUGGAAGUGUUUAUGCAGGAGGUGGGUUAUGUCUGGUGUGUAGAAUACAGGAAUGAACUCACACUUGUAUGACUAACUGUUAAUAAAGUCCACACUUCUGUCCAUUUGUCCAACAACCAUCACACACACACAUUUGAUAUUUCUUCAACAGGCAAGGUGCACUGGUUUUGUUUAAAAAUCAUCAAAAUAUUAAUCGUUAUCAUCUAUUUGUCAAAUCUGCGUGCAUUUGUUCGUAGGUAUUUUCUCUUUAGACGACACAUGUGGAAUUGUUUAACAAAUAGUGAUGAUUUUACCACACCUUAAUGUAAUUUAUAAUCAAAGGGGAACGCCAGAAACCUAUGAUAAUGAGUUCGAACCCCGGUUGGUUCGCCCCGAUUAUGUUUCUAGGUUUGUCAGCACCAUACCCGUGCUCUUGGGUUUUACCGAAGUGGUAAAAGUCUGAGACCUGCAUCACUUCGGGCUUUCUUCCCACAUUAAGCUGACACACCGUGAUAUAACUGUAAUACUGUUAAAAGCGGCGUUGAACCCAACUCACUCACUCAUAAUAAAGUUUAAUGCUCUUAUGUUUUGUUGUGUUCAAGUGCAUAACGUAAUUUGUACGUAUUUAAAUGGUGGAUUUUCAUUUUGGGAUCACACUUUGCUAUGGCAAUAAAUAAUGCAUAAAAUAAAGCAUGAAUCACUUCGAA
Messenger RNA from Haliotis rufescens (red abalone), 2410 nucleotides. RefSeq lists its product as uncharacterized. The transcript has 4 exons. The record is from RefSeq and is a predicted model, not a curated record. Lineage: Eukaryota; Metazoa; Mollusca; Gastropoda; Lepetellida; Haliotidae. The coding region runs from base 87 to 485 and encodes 132 amino acids.